ACUCCAAUGGCUUUGGCAAGUGACAAACAAGCAAAUGAAGAGAUUAAUGAGCUAAUGCUCUCCCUUCCCAAGGAGAUGGGUUUGAAUGCAGGUCCCUAUCUCCAUCUAUUUCAAGAUUUUUGGUGUCCAUCAUUUUAUUUUCAAGGAGUGAUCAACUUUCAAAAACAUUUUCAUGCAAAAGACAGUGAUGUUUUUGUUGCCAGCUUUCCAAAAUCAGGUACCACCUGGUUGAAAGCCCUUACUUUUCUCAUUUUAAACCAUCAACGUUUUCCUUCUUUUGAGAACCAUCCAUUACUUUCUUCCAAUCCUCAUGAACUUGUGUCUUCCCUUGAAUUCAUCUUCUCUCAUGAUUUGCAUGACCAAAUUCUUAACCUCUCCAACAUGAGUGAGCCAAGACUUUUUUCUACUCACUUACCAUUCUCUUCAUUACCUAAAACAAUGACAGAGUCCAAGUGCAAGAUCAUUUAUAUAUGCAGAAAUCCAUUUGAUACUUUUGUUUCAGCAUGGGAAUUUUCUACUAAAAUAAAGUCAGUGUUUUCACCUGCAUUAACAUUUGAGGAAGCGUUUGAAAAGUAUUGCAAUGGGAUAGCUGGGUUUGGUCCAUGGUGGAGUCAUAUGUUAGGUUAUUGGAAUGAGAGCAUAACUAAACCAGACAAGGUUUUGUUCUUAAAGUAUGAAGAUCUUAAAGAGGAUGCAGUGUUUCAUGUGAAAAGAAUUGUAGAGUUUUUGGACUCUCCUAUCGCUCAAGAAGGAGAGAGCAGCGCAGUGAUUGAAAACAUAAUCAAUCUAUGCAGAUUUGAGAAGAUGAAGGAUUUGGAAGUGAAUAAAUCAGGAUAUAUACACAAUAUUGCAGAGAAGAACAACUUCUUUCGGAAGGGUAAAAUAGGAGAUUGGAAAAAUUACUUUUCUCCUUCUAUGGUAGAAAAGCUUUCCAAAAUCAUUGAAGAAAAGUUAAGUGGAUCAGGUCUAUCAUUUAAAGUGCAUUCCUAGAUUUUAAUUAAAGAUGUGACUGCGUUAUGUUUUAUG
Molecule: messenger RNA, 1026 nt
Organism: Vigna unguiculata (cowpea)
Lineage: Eukaryota; Viridiplantae; Streptophyta; Magnoliopsida; Fabales; Fabaceae
Product: cytosolic sulfotransferase 15 pseudogene
Source: RefSeq, a predicted model, not a curated record